UGACAACCGUACGAAGAUCAAGCGAAGGAAGUGAAAUCAUACAUCAGCAAUAUUUAUGUUUCGCGAAAGAAGAGUUUUGGACCUUUGCUCACAACCAUGAACGGUUAUGUGUGGACCUUUAUCCUAUGGAUAACUACGACCGUGUAUCAAGCGAAUGGCGAAACUGGUAAGGACGCUUUUUGUCUUCUGUCACGACGAAGUUUUUCUACGUUGAUUCGUGAAUCCUGGUUAAGUCUUACUAGUUCUGUAAUCGGAUUACCAGUUGAAUUGCUUGGUUUUCUGACUGCCUAGUACGGUUUUGAUUUAUUUUAAAAUGACCGAUGAAAAAUUGUGAGUUGAAACAACAGUGUAUGAGUAAUGUUGCUUGAUGUGCCUGUUUCUUUCAACUUGUUGAAAGCUGCCAUAGAAGACUGGCACCCGCUGUGUGAUUAGAGAUUUACAGCAUCCGCGCUCACAUCUCUUAAAAGAGAAUGAAAGACCACCAAUAGCUAGGUAGUUUCGAACCACAAACUGCUUAAAAUAUAAUUAUUUCGUUUUCUCAAUUACACUUCCCGAAGAAAAUAUGGCCUCCCAUCUAAACAUUUUUUAAGAACAUCGCGGAAUUUCAAAAUAUCCGGUUAAGAUGAUAAGCACUAAAGGGAAAGUUCUACAGAGAUUAUUGGACCGUGGUAUUAUACAGUUAGGGCUAAAAUAAGAAAAAGAAUGUUAAAUCCGUUUUGAUGGUUGGGAAGGUUUAAAACGGAUAAAAUCUCUCGAUAAUGUACGAAAUUGACAUGGUGAGAGAGCUCCCAAAAUUAGUUUGGGUAUAGCUUGGAGGAAAUUUGUUCACACUCCAGGAAAGUAUCAGUUUCUUCUUCAGUUUCUUGUCUUUCUUUUUGAGUACUAUGUCCAAGCGUGGUAUUCACAUGUGAUAGACAUCUGAAGGAAAGACUAUCAGAUGUAUUAUGUAGUCAAAGAGAUGCAUAUGUAGUUAAGAACCAUCUAUAACAGCUGGUUCUUGAACUGCAGGGUUUAUAGUGUAAUUUUGUGCUGCCACAUGACCUUUGGCGCCUAUAUAUUGCUCGAGAGGUACUCAGUGGCCCCUUUCAUUUUCUUGGGUUACUAGGAAAUCUGAGUUAAUCCAGAUAACUGACUUUUUCGGUGACUGAAGGACAGUGAUCAAAAUAAUGGAAGCUAAGUUUAACAUUAAAGCAAUUCGCGUAUAAGGCUGAGUACUAUCUGAAAAAUAAUGGAGAUCGAGGAAGGUGUUAUCCACCAAUAACCUCCUCGGAGAUCUGUAUGAUUCUUUACAUCUUACAAAAGCCGAAUCCAAUAAUUCUUUUAUUAUUCAUUCAAAAUUGGCCCCAGUUAAAAAAAUAAAAAAAAUAAAAUAAAUAAAUAAUAAUAAUAACAAAAAAAAAAAAAAAAACAGGUCAAAACAUGUUUUCGUCUUCAUUUGCCUUUUACUCAGCAAAUUCAUGAUAUAAAGGCUUGUGUAGUUCUGCAUCUCCAAAUAGCAGAUGUCAUCUGUCGAGUUGUAUUCUAGCUGUUCUUUCUUUGUUUUCAGGCAGUAGUUGAAAACACGUUAGAUAUUUGGCCUAAUUUUUGUACUGCUCACCAAAACAACCCAACUUUGUCCCCAGCACUUCUCAGUUGCUAUCCAUCAUUUGGCAUUUACAUGUACGCUGUACUUUUGAUUAUGCUAACUGGUUAAAUGUAGAGAAAUACUUCAUGGAAAGUGCAGACGUAUAGUAUGUAUGCACGAGUUGUUAACGCAUCCGAACGAGUGAGAUUUCUGAUACAAAAUAGCGAGUGCAUAAAUACUGUAUAAAGCACUUUCCAUGUGUUAUUCAGGGUUCGCCUUGUCUUGAAAAGUCCUUGAUUUUCUAGGGAAGUCAUUGAAUUCCAUUUUUCCUUGAAAGGUCCUUAAGUUUCUGUGCAAGUCCUUGAAAAGUCCUUGAAUUUUCAUCAACUUUGAACGAAGUGGUCUGGAAAGAGUUUUUUGAUGGUUAUUUACGUAUGCUAAGUUAUAUGCAGUGAUUAACUAUCAAUUUAAGACCAGUGAAUGAAAAAUGUAGAGGAGUUGGUGAAGCAAACAGUUCAAGUCUUAAAGUCUUAUUAGAAUAGACUGGGAAUGUGCAUUUUUUCAGAACCAAUCAGAUUCCAGGAUUUGGAGGAUUCCGCCUGCUCGCAAGCUUAGAAAAAAAUAAACAUGUAUAUGUUACAGGUCAAAAUUAAAUUCAGGUUAAAACUUUUUAACCUACAUGUAGGCUCAAUCUCAAUUUCUUUUGUCCCCUAACCCUAGGGGUGGUUAGGUUAACUCAUGACAGUCUACAGCUGUAUCUAAUACAGCGUUUUCAGUAAAUAUUCUGUAAAAAAUACUCUGGAGAAGUUUGAGAGAAAUUUCUGUAGCCAUGUAUCAGCAAAUCCUGUCAAAAUAUAAGUCAUCGGAUUUGAGCCAAUCAGAAAAAGAGCAAUAUUUUGAAUGAAUAAGCAUGACAUUUGUCAUUAACUAUCUUUCUUCCAAUUAAUAGGGAACUUCACAUGUAAAUGGUUCCUAAUAUAAGGCCCAUCAUAGAUCAUGCUUCUUUCUGUGCUGAAUUUACUAUUGGUAAUUCUUAAAUUAAGAUUGACAAAAUAUGACAUGUCAAUCUAGACUCUGGUCCAACCUCUGAAUUAAAGCCAUGCUUCAAUCUUUACAGAAGCCACAUUGUACAAUAGAUUUAAAGUCCAAGAAAACAAAAUUAAUUUUGUUUUAAAGAAUAUGAAGGCCUUUGAUUGCAACAUGUAUGAUAAAAAAACAAUAUUAUAUGUACACGGUAUGAAAAAAUAUAUGCUGUAAAAUUUUCAUUUUAUUAUGUUAGAAAUUUUGCUUGAACAACCCGGUGAAGGUGUACGUUGGUCAUGGCAUACUACAAAGAAGGGUAUUACUGGUGCAGGGGUAAGUAAAACUCUUUGACCCAAUUUGGGACUAACAUCAAUUUUUUUAUGAGAAUCAAUCAAUUUCGAAAUGCAUUUUAAAACAAAAAUCAAGGAUACAUGACUGUAUGAAAGACAAUUGUCAUUAUUUUCCAUGGCUACAUGUUGGGUAACUACUGCAGGUAUGGAUGAGUUUUAUUGUUAACAAGAUUUACAAUCAGUAAAAAUUAUUAAAACAAUUUACAGUGUAUGGUUGUUUGUCAAAAGCACUGAAAGGGAGGCAGUGGUAGGAGAAGGGGUGUAAUGUUUUUCAUAGCCCAAUAUUGUCUGUUGGCAAACUAUUCGACUUACGUGAAAUUUCUCACCAGCUGUCGGCUGAUCGGCUGACUGUCAGCCAAGAGGUGGCCAGUAGUUGGCAGCAUGUUGGUAAUGUGUGGACGAUGUUUUGACUUUGGCCAGUCUGCAUCACCCUAUAAAUUUCAUUGCCAAAACAGUACUUAUUAAUAAUGGCUUGCAAUACUUUGCAAAGCAAGAAAAGGGACUCCGUAGUAUAAAAUGUGACCAACCCCCAAAAAAUAAUGCUCUAGAAAGACACUUGAAAUGAAGUUUUCAUUUUGGUAUGUCAUAAUAUUAUUGUAAAGGUUACAAAUAAUAUUAGUAUCAUUUGAGUUUUGAUGUGUUAUGUUUUUAUUUUUUUUAGUGGAAUUUUCUCUCAAGUCAGACGUAUUCAGUCUGUGACAUAACCAUUCCAAGCCAACCAACUAACUGGCUAAGAACAGAUUUUAUUGACGUCAAAGAUGCUAAAAUGCUGAAUAUUAAACUGAAAUACAACCUUCGUAGAUGUCCACCAACUGCAAGUUCUUUCUGCAAACACAAGUGGAGCAUUUAUGUGCUUCAUGUAGAAAAAGAAGUAGUUGGAGGUGAUUUAAACCCACUCACAGCUAAUGAGUUAACAUACGAAGAGGUAGAAACAAUUGAGCCAACAGUCCUGCCUGCACACGGAAAACCACAGCCAUAUGAUUAUGAUGUUAAAAUCAUAACCAAAAAGGGAGGUGUGUAUCUUGCAUUCUUAGACCAAGGAGCCUGUGUGUCAUUAUCAAAAGUUAUUGUGAGCUACAAUUAUUGCUCAGAGAUUGGCAGUGUUUUGGUGAGCUUUUCAAGGACACCUGCUCCCGUGAAUGACUCUUAUCUAGUGGAACAAACAGGGCGUUGUAGUGAUAUGAACUCAAUUAACAAAGUGAAACUGUCAGGAGUGUGCCUUAGUAGUGGAGAAUGGAAUAUCACUGAUGGAAUCAAGUGCCUCUGUAAACCUGGCUAUGAGCUUGUUAAUGGGUCCGAGGGAAAUGUGCUGGAAUGCAGUGGUAAGAAUAAUUAUAUUUCACUUUAACUAAUUAAAUAGUAAUCAAAGAUUAUGGUGCAUCAUCUUAAAGGGCAUUAGGCAGCUCGCUGGGUUACAUAUUGUAGAAACGUUCACCAACGCUGGUCAUAUCGACGCAAAAUUGGAAUGCCAAAAAAAAAAUUUCCUGAUCUGUGUUUUUCCCCCAAAUUUUUGAUGCCCUAUGAAAAAAUGUUUAGAAAAGAAAUCGGCUGAUUGAGAUUAACCUACAAAGUUUUUAAGAAAGAAAAAGAUUUUUUUUGAUCUAUGGAAACCUUGCCUUGUGUGAGAAGUAACAAUUCCCUGAUAGGCUUUGAUCUAUGGAAAUGUUUAGAAAAGAAAGAAAUUAACCUACAAAGUAUUUAAGAAAGAAAAGGAUUUUACUUUGCCUUGUACAUGUAGUUUUCAAAGCUAAAGUCACUUCACAAAGCCAUGAGGAAUAUAAUGGUAUGAAACACACAUGGAAUGAUGGUAUUGAGAGGUCAAGAGUUUGAACCGACAAGCUCUUUUCCUGAUUUCUUGCACUUAGGAGCAUGCACAGACUGUCCACGAAAUCAAAGAACACCCAACUACUCAAUUAGGGAGUGCCUCCUUUGUCAUCACAAUAAUUUGUGUAAAUUAUAUAUUUGUGUCAGACUGAGCAAUCGUUAGUUUGCAGUUGGUGGUGUGUGAUAUUGUUGUUAAGACUGAUUUUGUCCCUUUAGUUUUUUAUUGGCCAUACAAAAUGGCCACUGCCAUUAAUGUAAAAUUUUUUAUGUGAUAAGCUCAAUGUUUUUUGCAGUUACAAAGUUUGUCUGACUAACUUUGAAUUGACUAAAAUGCAUAUAGUUCAUCCACUUCAGAUGAUAGAAUGCAUGAAGAUAAUCUCUAGACAUCACCAUUUAAAAAUAAAUCUUCUCAUCAAAUGAACUCACUAGACCUUUUUACCAUUGUAUGGUUUGUUUUCCCAUUGCAGACCACGUGAUGGUAUCUGAUGAGAACUGUUGAAUUCUAUCAAAUACCCUCCUAUGCAUGUGCAGCCUUGUUGAAUGUACAUGACUGUAUAAUAUUAUUUAUGCAUUAUUAUGAAAAGAUGAAGGGUAAAUUCCCUGGAGAACAUCACGUGGUCUCAAUUUGGAGCGGUUAAAUUUGAGCUCUCCAUCAGGCCAAAAAAAACUCUCCAUUAUAAAUGGGUUACCAGGGUCGUGGUGUAUGCACCAUUUUUUUUUUUCUAUUUAAACUUAGUGUGAUGCUUUGUCAAGUUUGCUGUUUGACCCAGCAGUCAGUCUGCUUCAGUCUACAUCUAGUGUUUGGAUAGACCCUUUACUUAAAAUGCUCUCAUUAAUCCUUCACGUAGAAUGUCUGAAGGGCUUUUACAAGAGUGUUGCAAACAACAGUAAAUGCAAUGAGUGUCCUGCAAACUCAAAAUCCAAUACUGGAAGAACAGGUUGCUUAUGCUAUGAUGGAUUCUACAAGAAAUCUGGAUUACAUGUAGCUCCUUGCAAAGGUAAAUACAUGUACUAUACCCAAGAUAUACUCUGGGUUCAGUUUAUCUUUGUUUCAAUAAUUUACUAAUCCAUCGGAUUAUAACUCAUUGAAUCGAUGGGUUAUUUCCUACAUCUUCAGAAUAUUAUGAUAAGCAUCAGCUGGUUAUGAAUUUGCAGCGGGGUUAAUUGGAGCCAAUCAGGAAUGGCGUUGAAUGGAUGGUUUUUACUUAAUUGUUGUAAAACUCAAUUACUUUCUCACUGCAUCAAGACCAAUGCAAUGCAUCAGGACCAAAAAUAAAUUCAAGAAGCUUCCUGACAAUUACAUGUAAGUGAAUGUCAAGAAUGGGAAGUUCAUCUCUCACUGCUAUUUUUAAUAACAUUUUUAUUGAUUGUUGAUUAGAUACAUGUAUGUUUUGUAUACAGUGGAAGCUCUUCUAAUGGACACUGCUGUAAGCGGAAAGCUCUACUUAUGGCUGCCUUCACAAAACUCUGUUUUUCUCAACUCCCAUACAAACUCUGUAUUUUUACAGAAAUUCCCAUAAGCGGCCAGCUUCAGUUACGGGCACCUCUUUUGCGUCCCAAAGGUGUCCUCUUAUGAGAGCUUCCACAUACUGUAAUUACUUUUCUAAAGACUCUGGGUUUUAUACAUGUACCCUUUAAGUUGAAUGGGCCACUCUAUAGAAAUAAACUGUGCAUGUAGUGCUAAACGUAACUUUUGAUAUUACUUUACUAGUAUCAUAACAGUGAUUAAGUACAUGUAGUCACAGUCAAGGUCAAAACGGUGCAGGUGAAUGAUGUGGAUGAUAAAAUGUUUAAAGCAUUUUGCAACUUCUAAGAAAAUUAUACUGCCAUGAUUAUAAUAUAGUCGAACCUCCCAUUUUAAAGCGACCACCCAAAAUGCAAAGACUAAGACAGUGGUCGCUUACGGGAGGUGGUCGUUUACAAGAAUUGAACCUCAGGGGUCUCUUCUGAGAAGAGGUCCAGGUACAUGUACAUCUCUUUUAUGGAAGAUAAUUUAUUGCAUAAUUUAUGACGUCAUGUGCAGUUCUAUGUUGUCACUAAAGUUCUUCGUAUAUUCUAAGUAGCAUAGUGCACACAGUGAACAUAGAGAUCAGAGAAUGUGUCAAGUGAUUGCUUACAAGAUGUUAAAAACAAUGGAAAAUCAUUAACCGUCAGGCCCAAAAAGUGGCUGUGGUCACUUACAGGAGGUGGUCGUUUACUGUCGUUUACUGGAGGUUCCAAUUGUAAGUCUUUGACUGGGAAAAUUCUGCUGUUUUGGAUCGGUGGUCGCUUAUGGGAGGUGGUCAUACAUUGAGGUUCGACUGUACCCUUUAUGCAAAUUGUUAUAAGUAAAUAUCACAUAAGUAUUAAAAUACACCUUACAAACAUAGUAAAUUGUUUACUAAUUACACUGAAAAAAAUGAAUUGUCAUCUUUUCCCAGCUUUGCCAGCGGCACCACUCUAUGCAAAUGCUACAGUUGUUAAGGCAACCUAUGUUGUGAUUAAGUGGGAACGCUCACCUGAUGACAGCGAUGGAAAGUUAAGGUAUGUUGUCGACUGCUUCAGCUGCAAGUCCAGCAAAUACAAGGAUUGUAAUGAGGCCUGUGGACCAAGUGUACAGUAUAUGCCAAGCCAAGAUAACAUCACAAAUGUUGCUGUGACAAUAAAUGGCUUGCCUUCUGACAGCUUCCUCAAGUUUCGAGUUUACUCUGUCAGUGAGUUGAAUGAAGAGGAGAAAGAUAGAGACAAAUGGAAAUAUGUUACAGUAUUAGUGAAAACUAAAGGUAAGAAAUAGUAAUAUAUUUAUUGUUAAGGUGUUUUGAUACAGUUUUUCAGAGACCAUAACGAUGUUUUUCAAUCACCUUAAAAGUGAUUUUUUCCUUGUCCGAUCGCUACAAACUUUUCACUCGUGGUUGACUAUGAAUUGAAGUCUGUCAAAAUGCGGUUUUAGUAAAAUCGAUAUCACUAUGACAAUGUUCAAUAAAGAAAAAAAACUUUGAAAUCGAUAAAAUCCAAAUUUUGCGCAAUCUAGACCUGCUACUGAAAAUCCGACACCAGGAACUUAAUGUGUGGUGUUUAGCAAAUACCCUCUGAGAGAAGUAAAAAAUUCUGUAUGUUCAAUAGCCAUGAUAAGUUGUUUAAUAAAAAAGUUCUAAAUAACUCAAAUUAAUCUUAAGUAGCAUCAGAAGGCUGCUUAACGUAAUAUUUCAAUGCUAGGAAAGUUUGGAAUUUUUUUGAGUUUCAGGAUGGCAAGAAAGAAAAUACGCCAAAAUUUCCUAGCAUCGAAAAAUUAUAUUAAGCAGCCUUCUGAUGCUACCUAAGACUAAUCUGAGUUAUUUAGAACUUUUUUAUUAAACAAUUUAUCAUGGCUAUUUAAAAUUAUGAGGUUUGAAGUGUUUUAUUUGAAUUCAAACACACAGAAUUUUUUACUUCUCAUGGAGGUUAUUUGCUAAAUACUACACUUAAAGUUCCUGGUGUCAGGUUUUCAGUAGCAGGUCUGGAGCACGCAAAAUAUUAAAAUAUUAAAAUAUUAAAAGUUUUUUGUUUACUGUUGUCAUAGUGAUAUUGAUUUUGUUAAAAACUGCAUUUUGACAAACUUCAAUUCAUAGUCAAUCACUGGUGAAAAUUUUGUACCAAUUGAACAAGGAUAAAAUCACUUUUAAGGUGAUUGAAAAACAUCGGUAUGGUCUCCCAAAAACUGUAUCGAAACACCUUAAUAACAGCACAAUCUAAACUGAUACAAAAUUUGUAUCGGUGCUGCUUCCACCGCUGGUAUUUUUCAGUUGACAAGUGUUUUUUGAUUGUGCUGUGUGUGAAGUCUGCAUUUUCUUUCCAGGGAGUAAUUAACAACAGCAGCAACAACAAUUUUAUUUAAAAGCAAGGAAAUGCAGUGUACAUUAAACGUACACACUGUCUGCAUUUAGCUAAAGCUAUUUGAGGCAGGCAGUGUGGGUACUCUACAUACUUAAAGAUAUUUAACAGGGAAAAUUAAAGAGAUUUAUGACAUCAAGGUAAUCAUUGUAAAUCUUUGAUUGUAAACAUACAUAAAAGAUGUAAUGAUUAUGAUAAUGGUAUAAAUUUGUUUUCUUACAGAGAAAAUUUCACCUGCCACAAAAGAUCCAGGUAGGAUUUAAUUUGUAUCAGGGUUUUUUUGACAGUAACAUACAUGUAAUUGCAUUUUCUGAUCUAUAGUCAUUGUUUUGUCAUCAUUUUAUCUGCAAUGAGUGACUGAAUUGUGCCGCAUAUGUGUUGUUUCUCCAGGUGAUUCCUCACCAUUAUCAAAUGACGUUAGGAUGGUUCUGUACAUAGCUGUUCCAAUUGUGAUGCUAAUCAUCGUGGCCCUAAUAGUUUUUGUGGUGUGCAUGCGGCGCAGGUAAAUUCAGAAAAUAAUUAUUUAGAUAACUAUUAUCUUUAGUUAAUAAUAGUUAGUAACUGAUGGUUAAUAUUUCAUAAUAGGUAAUGAUUAAAGAAUUUAUUAAUGAACAUUAAAUUAUGAGUUUAUACUCUGAUGUAACAUAUACUUGUAGGUAGAUUUAUGCCACAAUUUUUUGCCCCUGUGGAAUCUCAACUUUGAGGUCCCAAUGCAAGGGUGGCCAACAUCAAUUUUCUCCUAACAAAAGUCUUUACAUCAUCAGGAGAAAUUGUUAUGAAAAUUAGUUAAAUGAUCACCAAAAAAAUACUUUUGAUAGUUAGAGGAAAUGUAUGGAGAAGUCUGGAUAAUUUGUAUGUGUGGGAUAUUGUGGCUUAUAGUGUUAAGGCUCUCUGAGGGCUGCCUGUGUCAUGAUGUCUGUUUUGCCUCAAAAGGAAUAAGUAUGUGUAUACUCAAAGAAUAACUGCAUUACAUUUCAUGAUAGAGCACAGUGUAUAAUUAUCAUUUAUUCAUUAAUUAGUAAGUUUUUUGGGAUUUGGUUUUAUUUUCUUUUAGGAACAGGACACUAAAAGGAUAUGGAAGACCAGGAGAUAGUGAGCAAAGUAGGAAAUUCACCUUUUUUUUCUGUGAAUGCUACAAUACUAGCAAUGCCCUUUUGGUAUUGCUUGUUACCUUUUCAUCUUAAUUAACAUCUUAACUUUCAUAAAUAAAAAUAAUAGGAAAUAUUUGGAACUUGCCUUUUUCUAUUUUCCUUCUGAUGUACUGUGUAUGGGCAAUAAGAUUAUUUUUAUUGUGUGAAUACUAAGGGGAUAAAUCUAGCUGCUGAAAGAUUUAGGACUCCUUUGUGAUUGGCACUGACGAUUGAUUAUUUAAAGAAGAGCAUCAACCGACCCUAGGUGUCUGCAUUAUAAAUGUAGAGAGAGUGUCACACCAACCCUCUGUAAGAUGCAGGACAUCUUUGUGAUUGGCACUGUCCUGGAGAGGUGCAUGUGUCAACAGAAUGGUGUGGACCGACCCAAGGUGUCUGUAUUAUAAAAGUAAAGGGGGUGUUACACCAACUCUCUGUAAGAUGCAUGACACCUUUAUGAUUGGUAGGUUCUUGUAGAAGUGUGUCAAUUUAGAUUGAUUAAAUAAUAGCAGGGAUCAACCCUAGCCUUUUAUAGGUUGAGGGGGUGUCACACCAACCCUCCAUAAGAUUCAGGACACCUUUGUGAAUGGCACUGUCCCAAAGGUGUGUCCAAAGAUUGAUUAUUAAAGACUAGUAUGGACCAACCCUAGGUGUCUAUGUUGUAUAGGUAGAGGGGGUGUCACACCAACCCUCUGUAACAUGCAGGACACCUUUGUGAUUGGCACUGUCCUGGAGAGGUGUGUCAAAAGAUUGAUUAUUUAAAGAAUAGCAUGGGCUGACCCUAGGUGUCUAUUUCAUAAAGGUGAAGGUGGUGCUACACCAACCUUCUGUAAGAUGCAGGACACUGGCACUGUCCUGUAGAGAUGUGUCAAAAGAUUGAUUAUUUAAAGAAAAGCUUGGACCAAUGCUUGAUGUCUUGUCUAUGAAAUAAAGACAUAGUGGGUGUCCCACCAACCCUGUGUAAGAUGUAGGAUAUGUUUUGUGACUGUGGUGUCACAUCAAUGCAGUGUGCACCACGCCUCUACAAUGUGCAGCCCAGCUAAACCGCUCAUAGGGUAUGGUACUUGGUGGUGAUGGUUUCACCACCUGCACCACAUUUUGACAUACAUGUAUUAUUUUUAAAUGCCUUAAUUUAUUAUCUGUUGUUCUUUUUUAUAUUGAUGUAAAGUUGAAUUGCCGUCUCAUGGUCAAAGGCUCUAUGUUGACCCUUGUAAUUAUGAAGAUCCAGAGGAAGCCUUGAAAGAGUUUGCCAAAGAGCUGGACAAGAAGUGGAUCACCCUAGAGAAGGUUAUUGGUGGAGGUAUGUCAGGCAAUUACAUCUUCUUUGGAAUAGGCACCACCCCUGAAAAUGGUAUAGGCAAUGUUGUACUUCAUGUACUGUUAAGUGUUCAUUUUGACCUAAGUAACAGGCUGGUACCGCAGUAAUUGUGAAGUGUGAGUAGCCAGCCGUUUCCUCUCUCUAAGUUAAGUGGUGACUGGGCAGAGUGACUGGGAGUGUUAGGCUGGUAGAGUGGUGCGUAGGGCUGGGAGAGAAGUUACUUUCCAAACAUGCUUGAUUUGGGGUCAUGUUCACAACGUUUUCUUUUUUUCUUUUUCUGAAAGUUGCACCUACGAAACUGUAGCUGUUGUACUGUAUAUCAUACAGUAUAGGGAAGUCUGAACUUUUGAGUCAAUGCAUCAAAGUUUUAUCAUUUAAAUAGAAGCCACAGAGCGUGUGUAGGACAAUGUAUGUGGGUUGCUUUAGUGCUGCUUAUUAUGCUGUAGAAGGUGGUUCUAAAUCUUGAGUUUGUGGAUAAAAUCAUUAGUGUGACCACUCAAAUUGUUGUUCUUUGUAGUAAAUUAGGUUUGAGUUAUUGGAUUAUUGAUUCUUUGAAUGAUCAGGUUACUGCUACUGAUUAUACUACGUACAGGCUGAAGGCCUUUCUAAUGCACUUUAUUCCCAACUCAGGUGAAUUUGGUGACGUUUACCAAGGGACAUUAACACGACCAGAGGAAGAACCCAUUCUUGUUGCUGUCAAAACCUUGAAGGUGGGUUAAUGUUUUGUUGUUGUCUUCUGUAGAAUUGGCCAGUUGAAACUGCGUUGAGUCAAAUAGCAGAGACUGCCGUUAACUAUCGCGUAAAAGCCCUGGGCAUAUAACGGGGGAGCUUAUAUCCAAGGAGGUUUAUAACCAAAAUAGAAAAAGCGUUUCGAAACAACCUAUAGCAGUGCUGAUUUAAAGACAUUUUGUUUUGACUGGUUUUUAAUUAAGGAUGCUUCAAAACUCUAUACUAAAUCGAAUUCAUUUCAAUACGUUUGGAGAAGAACUGUUUAAAAUAAUGUAAGUUUUAGCUGCUCUAAUACAUCAUGAAAGUAAAAGCUCAGAAGAAUCAAUAAUUUACUGGUUUGAGUUUUGUUGACGUCAUGUGAAAACCAAGAAUUGAUGAUUUGCAGAAAGAACCCUUUUUUAUAGCUGUUGGUUUAGAACCUCAUAACAUUGUACAACUCUUACUUCUGGUUUCAUUAUUUCCUUGUUUGUUUAACAAUAUACACCUAAUGUCAUAUCCCGAGGGAAACAGUAAGUUUUGUUUUCUCGAGGGUCCUGAUGUUUCCCGAGACGAAGUCGAAGGCUCAGGGUCCGAAAUUGCGCUUUCCUGGUAGCCAAUGCGACUAAAAAUUUAGUCCUUGCGACCAGAAUUUCAUAGCUGGUCGCCAGCUAGCGACUUGUAAAGCUGGUUGUUAUUGUGGACUUUAACGUUCGGAGAAACUGAUUAAGAAUUGAAACUGAAAUUUGUAGAAAGAAAAGACUUCACCUGUACACGUACGGUUGCUUUCUGGUAUCGGGAGCGGAAGUAGUGCAAUUUUUGAGCAUAAAAACGUCCAUACCAUGUAUUUUUUAAUCGUGUUUAAACUUUUAUUUGAAAAAAGAGGAGGGGGAAUUUUUGGCGACCACAAUUUUACCCUCUGGCGACCAACAAUUUAUACUUGAUCGCCAGUUGGCGCCCGUAUUAAAAAGUUAAUUUCGGACCCUGGAAGGGGAAACAGGACUCGAGGGAAAACAAAUCUGACUGGUUUCCCAAGGGAUCUGACAUUAAGUGUUUUGUUAUAUUUAUAGACUUUCACUUCAUCAGCAACAAAAGAAUAACAAAAGAAUAACCGGAGGGAAUCAAAACAGUACUUAUAAGAACACAAAUUUAAUUCUAAAUACCACUGAAUGAAUGAUUUACCAAGUACUUUCCUUGUAAAUUAUUAUCCGCAUCGUUUUCCUCCACUAGUUGCUGUUUCUCCUCUGGGAUAACUUUGAAUAUCGUUUCUUUUUUGAUAAUAGCUUGAGGCUUGUUGUUUGUGUUGUUGUGUUCAUUCACGAAAAAGAAAACUGGCAGGACCUGGCAGUGUUUUUCCCGCCUUCUAGCACGCCAUUUCCAAAAUGCUUUGAUAGCGUGCUGUUAUGUAUCCCGAGCACACUUGGUACAAUUGCUUAAAUGUCUCGCGAUCGGGAUAAUCGGGAUACAUUUGAUUUCAGUCAAGGCCAUGUGACCAAGAAUCAACCAAUGGCUGUCCCUGUUUAGUUGAGUGAAAGUCUAGGAAAAUAACAAGUUCUUUUAUUUGCUUCAACUUAUUAAUUGUUUUAUGUCCCUCCUUUCGUGUAGGCUGGAGCAGCAACAAAGAACCGUAAAGAUUUUAUAUUUGAAGCUUCCAUCAUGGGACAGUUUUGCGAUCCAAAUGUCAUAUAUCUGGAAGGUGUUGUAACUAAAAGUAAGUGGAAAUAGGGAGACUAUGCCCAUCAUUCACAAGAGAACGGUUGGAGCCCUUCAAGGAUGUCACCUGUACGUAAAUAUUUGUUUUAAAAAUAAAUGAAAAAAAAAAACUUUGUCUAGUGACUUUACUGAAAUGGCCUCAAACUCUUAUUUUCUCAUAUUUACCAACAGCCUUGCCGUUAAUGAUUGUUAUUGAAUUCAUGGCCAAUGGCUCCUUAGACAACUUUCUUAAGGUAAGUUUACCAGACUUCGCGAUAUGAUUACUGAUGAUUGUUGUAUCUUGAAACUACAGACUUCUAAUGGGCAUUUUAAAGGACGUUGUUGCAUACGUUUUGCGCCUUUUUUACCAACUGAGGCAGGUUGUAUCCUAUUGUAAAAAGAUUGUACUCAGGCACUCUGAUAAUAGUUUGCGAUAAAAUUGUCAUGUUCUAUUUGUUCUGAAAUCCUCUAAAGGUGUGAAUGAUUUACUGUAUCAGUACCUAUCUUGAAAGACUGGACCACCUUGAUUAGCUUAGGCUUUGGCCAAACGACGAACUUCUCUUGAGACGAAUCAAACCCUAAUUUGGGUCGACGUAAAUUAAGUUAAGAUCUUCUGUUGGGUCAAACGUCGAAGUUAGGACGCAUCAAACAAAUCAACUGAAUCAGACCAAAAUAGCAGUUUUAGCCGGUCAGCGAGUGUUCAGCGAUAAAUUUCCUCCCGAACGAGACUACUAAGAAUACAUUAUCAUACAAAUUUUUAAUUACUGAGUUUAGUUUGUUGCAUGUGAAGAUCGACGUUUGUCCCGGAGACGAUCCUUAGGCGUUUUGUGCGUCUGAAGCAGACGGAUAGAACGUGUUAGACGAUCCAAACUCAUUCAGACGAACCUCAUUGAGCCAGACGUCGAACUUUUCAAGAACGCCGGUAAUUCACUGAGUUUGGUUUGGCCUAGGCCUUAGCUACCUACAGGUCGAUCCAUUGUAAAUGUGUCAUUCCUUGAAAAUAAUAAAGUUGGCCCUUUUUUGAAAUUUGAUUUUUCUUAGAAAAUGGAUGGUAAAUUAACAAUACAGCAACUGCUUGGAAUGGCACGCGGUGUUGCUUCGGGAAUGAAGUUUCUGUCCGAAAUGAACUUUGUUCACCGGGUAUGUAAAUUUCAGCCAGCUAGUCCGUGGCUGAUAUUUUUUAGUUUGUCUUGUAUGGUGGUGAUGUGGAGGCGUGUGUGGCCGAGUGGUUAACACCUCGAACUCCGGAUCUGGAGGUCCGGGGUUCAAGCCUCGCCCGUCGCGUUGUUUCCUUAGACAAAGAACUUUACUCCACUUUAUCUCUCUUCACCCAGGUGUAUAAAUGGGUACCUUCGAAAUACUGCUGAGGUUAACCCUGCGAUAGAUUAACAUCCCGUCCGGGGGAAAGUAGCUAUACUCUUAGGUGCUUCAUGCUAAUGAAACUAGGAUAAGCUCCAGCUGUUUGGGCCUUUGGCUCGUGUGCGCCGCUACCUUACCCUUGCAUGGUGAAAUAUCAGGAAGAAAAACAUUGAGAUAUUUUUGAAUAAUAUUAAUAAUAAUAAUAAUAAUAUUUAUUGAUUUGUAUUGCGCAAAUAUCAAUCCAGGGAAAGAAAUUUUCAUCUGCGCAUAACAUUGACUCAACAAAAUCCUAAAAUCCUAGUACAUAUUCCAAAAAUUAACAAAAAAAAAAAGUCUUAUUUACCGAUCGUUCCUAAAAAUUAGUAAAAAUAACAAUUUAAAAAUAAAAAUUAAUCUUUAAAAUCCUAUAUACAAAUCCUUCUUAAUAAAGAAAAUAAAAACAAUAAAUUAGCUGGGAAACUCCUUCUGAAAUAAAUGAGUUUUAAGAGCCUUCUUGAAAGCAUUAACUGAAGAUAUAUUUCUAAUUAACCGGGGAAGAUCGUUCCAUAAUUUAGGGGCAGCCAUAUAAAAAGAUCGAUCACCAAGCGUGGAAAGAGACUUGCAUGGUGGAAUGUUAAGAAGUUUGCCGUUAUUUGAUCUGAGAUAGUACCUACUCCCUGUGUCUUUCGGUGAAGGAAGGAUUCAACAUAUUUUACUUCCGGUGACUUUAGAGGAAGUGGUUAAUCAGUCACCCAGGCUUUAGUUAGAAAGUAGCCGACAUUUCACGACGCGACCACUAGUCUCCCGCGAAGUUUCAUCUGAGAAACGACUUUACUGAGAAAUUCCAUACCGAUGAUGUGCCACUACCCAGAUCUGGGUAGUGCGUCUGAUUGGUCGUACCGCGUGUGAAAGUUGCCUCAACCAAUCAGAAGCACUACCCAGAUCUGGGAAGUGCACGUCAUCAGAAUGGAAUUUCUGUGCUCGUUCCUCAAACGUCAUUUCUCGGGGAAAGCAGUGAGGCGUCGCGAAAUGUUGGCUGUUUUCUUAGGCUAGGCUAUACUGUAUGUAUAUCCGACUAAGUUGUCGUAAGCUCGAUAAGUACUGGCUUUGAAGUUCUGUUGUUUUCUAUUCCAGGAUCUUGCUGCUCGGAAUGUUUUGGUUUCAGAAACCAUGGUAUGUAAGGUGGCUGAUUUUGGUCUGUCAAGAGAGUUGGAAGACUCUGCUUAUGAAACGAAGGUAUCUCAUGGGUUUUUUUUUUUGGUUUGUCAGUAUCGUGUUUGUCAAUAUGAAUGUAUGUGAGGCACGCUGUAGAUAUUCUUCGCGAGCAGAUGCAAUAUGGAUAUCAUUGGACAAAUAAUAAUGUCUGAUCAGAUAGUUUUGGAGACCCUCUCCUACUCGUGUAGGAGACAUCCAGUUUAAAUACAGCACAAAGUUAUGUCAGGCAAGGCUUCAGAUAUCCACGAAAAUAUAGUGCAUAAAUGCGUGUUGGGUAGGUUUGCAGGCAUUUCGUCUAGACGCUGUAUAGUGUGGAUAUUGCACAAAUAAAUACCACGUUUGCAGAUGUUCGAGGUAGAUUGCAGACUUGCCAAAUCUCACGACUUUUUCUUACCUGUCUCAAGCUCUCACGAGUUGGCAAUUGAUUUCUCACGCUUUUUCGAAAAGUCAAACCCCAGAAAAAAUUUGGAGCAGUGGGGUUCGUUUGCAAGUUAGAUAUGGAUAGAUAGCCAGCUCAAUCCAAGGAAAAACCUUAGUGGUCGCGUUUUUUUCCUUAAGUCUACUGUCACUUGUCGCUGCCGCCAAAUGCGCAGACGCGCAAUUUCCUUCCUUUCAAGACGGCCGCCAACAAACUGGACCAUCAUCUUGUCUGCAGCGACGAAAAGGGGAGUCAUAUAUCUGGUGUGGAGGGGCGGUCGUCUCGUAGACAAACUAAGCUUUCCGGCGCUGCAACUUACAUGUACAAGAGCACUUUCGUAUAUUUGGCGCAUCCCACUACCUUUGACCCAUUUCUUACUACUUCUCCCAGCUCAAGAUUCGGAAUUUCAUAUUUUUUUGCCUUUUGAGGGCUGGCAAGUCUGUUCGAAGCCACUUUUUGUUCAUUCUGUUGCCGCACAAAAGUUUCCCCUGGUAGCUUUCGUGUAUUUACUGUAAGUCUACUUAAGAAGUACUAAGUGGUGUAUUUUAACUGCAGUAAAGUUUUGUUUUGUUUUUUCUAUCGUCACCUGCCCUCUCGAGUAUCCGUUUGACUUGACUCGUAUUUUUCUUCAGGGGGGUAAGAUUCCUGUGAGAUGGACAGCUCUGGAAGCGAUUGAGUAUCGUAAGUUCACAGCGGCAAGUGAUGUUUGGAGCUAUGGAGUUCUUUUGUGGGAAAUAAUGUCAUUUGCAGAGAGGCCAUAUUGGGACUGGUCUAAUUUUGAGGUGAGUGGAAACAUAGGUUUCUACUCUGUAUCGUGCUGGGUGACCUGUGUCACAGUCAUACCAGUCUAUACCACUUAUUAAAAGUGGUUGUGAUUGAUAUCGAUGAUUUAUUUCAGUCAUAUUUAUUAAUGCUCCCCUCCCCAAAUCCAAACAACAAAAUAGCAACAACAACAUACAAAACCAAGCAGACAAUCAAAUGGAGAGCUGUUUACCGUGCUCAAACGUUUUGAUGUUUCUUUUCUAUAUACUUUUUCAUGGUAUUUAAGUCCCCUAGCUCAGCUCCCUUUAAUCCGGUAGCUGCUGUUGAAAACAAAUAAGCUAUUGAAUUUAUUCCGUAGAAGUUAAUAGUUGUAUUUAAAAGAAUCAUCUGCUUAUUAUAGGGGUCCUGUCCUUGCAUCGGUACUUUGGCUGGCCUGUGCAAGUGUCAGCCUCCACGUGCAGCAUACAGUGGAACCUCGAUUUAACGAACCUCUAUAUAACGAAGUUCUCGGUAUAACGAACGAUUUUCUACAGCCCGGCCAAAAUUACAGUAAAAUGUAUGGAACACAACCUCGAUCUAACGAAAUCCGCGUUAUAACGAACACAGUCCACAAGCCCAAACGUAAAAUUUGCCUCGAUAUGACGAAUAAAUGUCACCAUGUGAUAAAAGAUAAAUGCCAAACAGACCAACAAGGAUAAAAUUUAUGUGUACAACAGUUUUAAGCAAUUUUGUUUGCCUGUUCUUGAGUUUCUAGUGCCGUAGCUAUGCAUAGCUCGGUACUGAAGUGUUAUUACAGUAAGUUUUCAGAUCCGGAAAUAAUGGGUUUUGUAAAUUAAUUAUUAACUAUACCUCGAUAUAACGGACAUUUUGGUAGUUUUCCCGAAAAUUCGUUAAAUGGAGGUGUUCGAUAUAACGAACCCUCGAUUUAACGAGCAAAUUUCCCCUGUCCCUUUGCACUUCGUUAAAUCGAGGUUCCACUGUAACAGCUCUCUGGAGUUGUGUUCAGUUUAAGAAUGGUUAACGGUGGAACAUUUAUUUCAUCAGCUUAACUAACGUUACAUUCACACUAUUACCGGAUAGCUUUUCGUAACGACACGGUGUAGUGUGAACACUUACCUGAUAUUGCUAGGCGCGGUGCAGCGCAGCUUCACUCCACUACUAUAAUCGCGCCGAAAUCACCGUUCUUAUUAGUUUACUGAAGCCCUAUCCGGUAUGGUAGGCACCUUACGAUCCGACAACGGCGAGGCUGAAAAAUAGACUUCGCGUCCUUUACAACUUUUUCGCCCUUAUACCAAGUCACCCAGUUACUUGAAAGAAGAGAAGUUCGGUUGGAACUGAAGAGAGGGGACCGCGUCCGAUUUCAGAGAGAAAAAGUAAAAUUUAUCGCCUUGCCGUUCCCGUUCUCACGUUGCAGUUGUGCAGGGGUGGCAAAGAAAUGUACAAAAAAGCGUGAUGCAAGUGCAGAGUUGUUGUUUUGCUCAUUAAACUUAUUGCUUUUUUGACGUUCCCGUUGCCGUCGCCGUCGUAGUUUCGUAAGGUCUCGGCGCAAAAGCCAUCCGGUAUCGUUGAAGUAUUAUGUUUGAGUACUGGCUAACUGAUUAUCUGCCUUGUCUUUUUUUAUCAAGGUGAUGGACCGAGUCAAAGGUGGCUACCGUCUUCCACCGCCUUUGGUACGUAAUGGCUACGUGUUACUUUCAUAACUUUUAGGUUGAAAUCUUAUUCUUGCUUCUAACGUGAGUUGUACUGAAACUCUGUAACAGAACAGUAGCUACACUUGUAAGUUACACUCACAAUUGUAAAAAUUUUAUCUAUAUGACCGCAGUUUACAGUUCAGUUCUGUUGUUUAGGUAUUUGAAAGCUGGAUGUAAGUCUUUGCGAACGACAGUUUAAACUCCUUAUUUCGAUGAAGAACCACGGAUAUAGUCCUGUAAUUGUUCUGCUACUUCAACCGUUAAUAAUCCUUGGCCGGCUUAGAGCACCGGGUAUAAUUAGCAAAGCUAAAUGGACAACUUAAAUAUUUUAAAGCAAAGAAGAUUAUCGCGAUGCUUAUGCAGAUCAUUAAAAAAUAAGACAGAGAAAAAACAAACAAACAAGAAACGUAGGAGUUACACCGGCUAAGACUGAUACAAGCUGGCGAUUAACUGUGACAGUGAUUGUAACCUUGUAAAGGAAAUUUGGACGUAAUAAAGUUGCCUAGUCAUACAGUGUUUGUGGCAGAUGAAAUAGGAUCCUCUCAUUGUUGAAGUUUGUUUUAUUUUAUAAGGUUUCUAUUGCACGUUUGUAAGCGACUCUAAUAGGGGGAUCACAUGUCACAUUCACAUGAUCCAUAGGCGUAGACAUGGGUGGAGUAACUCAUUCUACUGGAAUUAAAAGCCCACGAUGCUCUGAAUGCUCGAUAAAAAUUUGUGGUUGCGUUACUGAAAAAAGACCUAGCAGCAGGAUGCAAUAACUUAUAGAUAAUUUCAUUCUAUUUUACCGUUAUUCCAGGGAUGCCCUAAAACUAUUCACCAGAUCAUGUUAAAUUGUUGGAACGCUGACAGGAACAAAAGGCCAAAGUUUGUUGAUAUAGUCAAGCGGUUGGAUGUGUUAAUUCGCUCCCCAGACAGGCUUAACGAGGAUCCAACUCCAGAGCCCAAGUAAGGAGUAGUCGUUACAUCUAUAUUUAUCGUUGUCAUAUGCCACCGACGCGAGCCACUAGCGACAUAGCCGCCGGGUUCUAGUUAAAACCCUUUUGCCUUUCGUUUAUUUCUAUCUUUUUUUUCCUAAUUUAGUCAACAUUUCAUUCAAAUCAAAAAUGGCUAAAUUAUGAAAUAGGGUCGGAGGCAUUGGUUCAAUAAAGAUUUGAGAAUUAAAAAAAAAAUGAGUUUUCGAAUGUUUUAAAUGGAUAAAAAUUAGAGGUGGGGCGGGGGUUGGGGGUGUUUGAAAGUAUGGAGAAUUUGAAAAUAUGGCAUUUGGGGGUUGUUGAAAAUUAGAAUGCGAAGGGAAUAAGAUCAAUUUAGGUUUCUGGUAAACUGCCCACCUACCCCUCCCCUAAGCCAUCAUUUUGCCCUAAGUAAGAAGUAAGUGUUAAUGUUAGCUUAGGGGAGGGAUAGUGGGCUGUUUCCCAGAAACGUAAAUUGACCCAUAGCCGGGGGAGGGGUACUGCCUUAUAAGAGGCUAAUGGGGAUGUGCCGCUGGAUGGGGUCGCAUUUUCACGCCUGGAUUGACUAUAACGGGGUCACAUUUUCAAUAGAGUUACUAGAAUGGGAUCGCACAUUUUCGGAUUUUUGGGGGUAAGACAGUUCUUCAUGUUUACGGUUAGCAAACGUACCAGAAUGUUUGUACUGCAGAUGAAAAGUAAAGUGUUGUUCAUUCAGUUUAAAGAAUGGGUCAAUUCAUAAAAAUAGAAAUUGACUAAGCUGGGAUGUAGAAAAUUACAUAUUUGCCCAAAAGUGAUUAAGAUGGGGUAUAUAAUUGGCCACAAAAUAGACUAUUAAAGUAAACAGUCUCAUACGUCAAGUAGACUUCAUUGACUGUUUGUUUCAAAGUAGACAUGUUCCAACUCUUUUGACGGUAUAUCUGUUCGCAGGUCUCCGAAACUGGAAUACACCGACUUCACUACUAUCAAAGACUGGCUGGAAAGCAUCAAAAUGGGCCAAUACAACGAGAUGUUCAGCAAAGCCGGAUUUACGCACUUACAACAGGUUGCUUCAGAAGACGAGUUGGACCUCAGUGGAAUGGGAAUCAAACUCAUUGGACACAAGAAUAAGAUUCACAAGAGUCUGAAGGAAGUUAAGAAAACGCUGAGCAAAGAUACGGCCUUUUGAAGCUAACCAAGUUUGUACAUAAAAUCAAGUUAACGAUGGGCGUCGUCUCAGUCAGGUCUUUGACGUUUCAGGCUAUUUACCACGGUUGCCUUUAUUUGGAUCUACGGAUUUGCAUCUUUAAUUUACACAGCCUAGUGGCUGUACCCGAGUAGUGCUUCUAUGUGGCGAACCCUUGACUUAAGGUCUGGACCCACUAGAAACAUUUCUUACUUGGAGACUGGGAAGUGACGCUUCAUGCUUUUAGUUUCCCCACCCCACUCCUCGUCCAAAUGGUACCAAGUACUUCCAGUACAAAUAGGUUUCAUUUUAAUGGCUACUCGUGGAUUUAAUUCACUUUAAUUUACAUAAUUAUUAUUUGUUAGUUAGACUGAUUUCGUUCAUAGCAAACUAAUGGCUACCUACAGACCGCUUGAGUAGUUUUCCAUUUUUAUGGACGUAAUUUAGCAUUUCAUUAUUAGUUGAAACACCAUUUUUUACGGCAUAAUAAACAGCACGGGCGUACAUGUAUUGUAAGUGACAUUUAUUGGAAUUGUAACGCCUAAGGGUUCCAUUCAGACUCAAAAGGAUACGAACCCUUUUACUCAGCAUACCAAAACUUAUCUGCGACAGGAAAACUUUUUCAGUAGCCUUCGGUGAAGUGAAAUGCUAGGAUGUUAUUGACCAACCUACGAGUUUUAUUUACCGCUUACAUGAUAAUAAUAGACACUACCACAGAAAGCAGAGAAAGGUGCUGUCAUCAGCUUUGAUUUAGAUGGUCACGUUUUAGCAUUUUAAGCUAGAACCACCUUGCGAAACAUAGUAAUGAAGAAAACCGUAACAUGUGUUAAUUUGCAGCUUUUGCUUUGUCUCUUGAGCAAAGCCGUGACGCAGAACAACAGAAGUUUAUUUACAGCUGAAAUACAAGACAAAACUGUACUAAUUUUUAGCAGUAGAGAACAAUGUAUAGUUUUUCUUAGACUAACUUUGUUUGACACCAAGUAUUUCCAGUGUUUUCAAAAUAUUAAAGAUAUGUCGCCUUCGCCAUACAUAUGAAGAACUUUGCUGCAUUGCGCCAGCUAUUUUGAUAACUAAAAGUGUCUUGUUAAGAACUACAUAUAUAUUUGAAAUGGUCAUAAUUCUGACAGGGUGCGCUUUCCGCCUGUCUGAAGAUUAAAAUAUAUGCUUGGUCGAGAUUAGACGAGAAGUUUAGUUUUUUAUUGUGCAUUUGGGACAGUUUUGUACUCUCAUUUCUAACAUUAAAUUGUGAAUUAUUGAUAUUUUCAUUGGUAAUAUGACCAAAGAUUUUUUUUAUUCCAAGAAAUAAAUAAUAUAAGGCUUUUACUUUCUGCCAAAGAGGGCAGAUAAUCUCGAUGUGUAUAGUAGCGAAAUUGUUCACCGAAAGGUAGCGAAACCAUGGUUACAUUUAAUUUAGCAAGCAUCUUUUAUUGUAUUAGUUAAGGCCUUUUAGUACGUGUUAAAUAGACAAUAAAGUUCCAAACAAAGUAG
Molecule: messenger RNA, 22476 nt
Organism: Porites lobata
Lineage: Eukaryota; Metazoa; Cnidaria; Anthozoa; Scleractinia; Poritidae
Source: the annotation of a GenBank genome assembly